Messenger RNA from Daphnia pulex (common water flea), 503 nucleotides. RefSeq lists its product as uncharacterized. The coding region runs from base 78 to 503 and encodes 141 amino acids. The record is from RefSeq and is a predicted model, not a curated record. The transcript has 3 exons. Lineage: Eukaryota; Metazoa; Arthropoda; Branchiopoda; Diplostraca; Daphniidae.
UCGGCUUUAGUUUUAUCCUCGCAUCCUCGACGGAAGGGUCACUCUGUAACACCCCAAACAAAUCAAACCAAAUCACCAUGGCCGUUGCUAAUCUGUUAAAGUUGGCGGUACUCUUAAUCGGUUUCUUUGGAUACCUGACGGGAAGUCAACAACCAUCAGAAGAUACUCGAUCUGUUAUCCACAAUUACAGAAACAAACGAAGCAUUUACCUAAACUCUAAAGCCCCAAUUCUAAUAGCUGCCUUUAUUACGAUUCCCAUUUCUGUGGCUCUUCCGGCUCUAAAAGGCCGUAGCGCCCGAUCGCAAACCAAUUACAAUGUGACCCAAGUUCCUUAUUCUUACGACGACCCGAAAUUCGCACCCCAACUGCAGAAAAUCGACGUCUACAUGGACUAUCUUGAGAUUCCGGAUGACAUGUGCCGACAGCGUUUUAUCUGCGAAGUCGCUUCAUCUCCCACUGCCUAUUCUCCUCUGUACAACGUCUUUGAAAAACAAUUGAGGUAA